AUGACCUCUGCCUUCCUCACAGUUGUCCAGACCGCGUUCCCCAGCUUGGACAUAUCUCCAGUCGAACCAGUUGAGGAGAAGCAGCGGACGGGCGCGAGGUCUUCGAAAGACUCUCCAUCAUCGAUUGAGCGUCGGCGGCGGUAUCUAGGUCGCGUGUCGCUGGCCAUGCUCGUGCUGGCCUUCGGGGUCAACAGCGUAUACAUGGGCCGAGAGUACGACGAGGAAGAGCUCAAGCUACGGAAAAUGAAAGCUGAAGAAGCGCCAGCUACUCGGUGGGGACGAACGACGGAUCGGUUCAAGGAACUUUUCGAUUACUUCAACAAACCCGCAUGGUCGGAACUUCUUCCACCCCAGUUACCACCCCCGCACGGCAAGCCUUAUACCCUAUUAGUCUCCCUCGACGACCUACUCGUCACCUCCACAUGGGAUCGCCAGCAUGGCUGGCGGACUGCAAAACGACCCGGAGUAGAUUAUUUCCUUGCUUAUAUCUCGCAAUUUUAUGAGGUCGUCAUAUUCACUACGCAAUAUCACUAUACUGCUAUGCCCAUCCUCGAAAAACUAGACAAGUAUAACUUCUUUAUCACACAUAAACUAUUCCGCGACGCUACACGGUCGAUAAACGGCAAGAUUGUCAAGGAUUUAUCGUACCUGAAUCGGGAUCUGUCAAAAGUCGUCUUGCUAGACACCCACGAAGACCACAUAUCCACCCACCCCGAAAACUCGAUCCUUCUUCCUAAAUGGACAGGCGACCCCAAGGACAAGGGGCUUGUGUCCAUGAUUCCGUUCCUCGAAUCCCUCGCUAUCUACAAGGCUCCCGAUGUACGGCCAAUCCUUGAGGCAUACCAUGGGAAGGAUGUAUCCAUAGAAUACGCGAAGAAAGAAGCUGAGGCGAAGCAACGGCACAUCGAGGAGUGGUCGAAGAAGUCGAAGGGUGUGUCAAGCUCCUUGACAUUGAGUAGUAUGUUCGGUGGACCGAGUAGUCAGCCCCGAUCGGCGGUGCCCUUGACGUAUCUUGAACAGAAGCGACUAGAGGCGCAGCAGCUCUACAAAGAGGAGCAAGCGUACAUCAUGGCACAUCGGGAGGAGUUUGAUAGGCUUUUGGAGCAGGACCAACAGGCGAUGAACGAAGGGCAACCUAAUAGUUUAUGGGAGAUGUUCGGUCUGAUGACGGGACAAACCAAGCCAGCUGAUCCAGCAGCGGGUAGCCCUCCAGCGUCUCCAGCGCCAUCUUCGGCGACGUCGACGUCCAAGUGA
Pleurotus ostreatus (oyster mushroom) is the source of this 1254-nucleotide messenger RNA. It is a transcript of the gene TIM50, whose product is annotated as mitochondrial inner membrane protein required for protein import. The record is from RefSeq and is a predicted model, not a curated record. The transcript is spliced from 9 exons. Gene Ontology annotation, molecular function: phosphoprotein phosphatase activity. The coding region runs from base 1 to 1254 and encodes 417 amino acids. NCBI's taxonomy places the organism in Eukaryota, Fungi, Basidiomycota, Agaricomycetes, Agaricales, Pleurotaceae.